Molecule: messenger RNA, 1589 nt
Organism: Mercurialis annua (annual mercury)
Lineage: Eukaryota; Viridiplantae; Streptophyta; Magnoliopsida; Malpighiales; Euphorbiaceae
Exons: 12
Coding region: 96-1346 (416 amino acids)
Source: RefSeq, a predicted model, not a curated record
UUUCAGUUGUUUUUUCUUUGCCGGUUUGGUAUUGUUAUUGAGCGGGAGACUGAAGAAAGCAAAAAGCUUCCGGUGAACUUCCGGUGACAGUCGAAAUGGAAGAUAAUUCUUCCAUUGACCUCCACGCCAUUCGCCGCGGAUUAAGAGAACUCGAAGAACAAAUUCAAACUAAUUUCUAUGAAGAUACUGAUUCACAUUCUGACCUACUUCUCAAAGAUUCCGCUCUUCAAAUUGAGAGCAAAGUGCAGCAGAUUAUUAAUGACUGUUCUGAUUUCAGCUUCUUAGGGAUUGAUGAUUUAAAUGUAUUUAUGAGCCAAUUAAAAGACGAGCUUGUUGCGACGGAGGCUGAGACUUCUAAGAUCUGUAAUGAAAUUGAGGCUCUUGCUAGAAACCAAGUGGAAGAUUAUAAUAGGUUGGAGGGUGAUAUUGAAUUAUUGAAGAGUUCAUUGGAUUUUAUAUCAGCAGAGGAUAUGGAGACAGAUGGACAGCAUGCUUGCAGAGAGGAUCUUUCUUCAGCACAUACAACUGAAGACUAUGGAUUUGAGAUUCUAAAGCUUGAUGAUGAGAUUGAGAAAAGCAAAAUAGUUUUGAAGUCCUUACACGAAUCCGAUUCCAUCUUUAAAAUGGUUGAUGCUGUAGAGCAGAUUGAAGAGGCAUUUUCGGGUCUAAAAGUCAUUGAAUUUGAUGGCAGUUAUAUUAGAUUGUCAUUGCAGACAUAUCUACCAAAAUUUGAAGAUUUAAUGUGCCAGCAUAAGAUUGAAGAUGCUGAGCCAUCUGAAGUAAUUCAUGAAUUUCUAAUAGAAGUAGUAAGUGAAAGUAUGGAGCUUAGGAAUGUUGAGAUGUUUCCAAAUGACAUCUACAUAGCUGAUAUUAUUGAUGCUGCUAAAUCCUUUAGACAACUAAUUUCAGAUUCAGCAAUAUUAGAGACUAGAUUUUCUCUGGCGUGGUUUCUAAGGACAGUGCAAGAUAGAAUUAUUCAAUGCACCUUGAGACGAUUGGUAGUGAAGAGUGCAAAUAAAUCAAGGCACUCCUUAGAGUAUUUGGAUAGAGAUGAGACAAUUGUAGCUCAUUUGGUUGGGGGAAUUGAUGCUUUUAUUAAGUUAUGCCAAGGUUGGCCCAUUUCAAGAUCUCCAGUGAAGUUGAUAACUCUUAAAAGCUUAGACCACCACACAAAGGAAAUUUCAUUAAGCUUUCUCUGCAGAGUUGAGGAAGCAGUGAACUCCUUGGAUAUAGACAUGCGAUUGAACUUGGUGAGCUUUGUGGAGGCCAUUGAAAAACUGCUUGUUGAACAAAUGCGCAAGGAACUGCAAUCUGAUUUGCAUUCUGUUGGCCCCUCAAAAGUAUGAAUACAGCUUCUUACACCCAUUCAUGGGCUACCGUUAGCAGUUGAGGUCUUUUCAACUUGGUGCUGUAUAUUUUUUCCGUCGUCUCCUUCUUUAUUAAUAGUUAGUCAUAAUUUAACAUAAGGAUAGCUCGAGCUGCACAUUUUUCAUUUUCUCUAUUUUAUUCCUCUUUUUUCCUUCUCCAGUGUGAGCCUAAUUUUGACGGUUCUUAUGAUUAAGUUGUUAUUUGAUGAGUUACCAUCUAAA